AAAGCGCGCGCGUUAGAGGCAAGCACGUGUAUUUGUUGAUAAACAUAGCUGUAGCCGCGAUGGGUGCUGUCUGUGUCUGUGUUGUUAGUGUGACUUAAUUGCAUAACCCAUAUGGAAAGUACCUUUAUUCUUCUCUGGAAGACUCCCUGCCCAAUCAUAAAGCUAUUGUCGACAUAAUUUCCGGCUGAUCGAGAGAAAUUUUGUCCGACGGACGACGUUUAGAGAGGCACGUGACCGUUUUACAAUUGCCCUGAUUCGCUGAAUAUGUUUCAGUCAAGGGAUCGACUGGAAGCUCGUACACCACUUCAACAUGGAAUUGGGAGAUUACAACAUCUACAGAACUUGAUGAUAGAGUUUCAACAGACUGAGGACGAUGGUUGCCGAGAACAGGUGCUGGCUAAUUUGGCUAACUUUGCCUAUGAUCCAAUAAACUAUGAGUACCUGAGACAACUAAAUGCAGUUGAUUUGUUCCUAGAUACCUUAACUGAGCCAUCAGAACGGCUUGUUGAGUUUGGUAUCGGCGGACUUUGCAACCUUGUACUAGAUAAGGAGAAUAAGGCCCAUAUUCUAGCAAAUGAUGGUGUUUCUCUGGUAAAAGAUUGUUUAUCGAGUCCGAAUGAAGAGAUUGUUUUGUCAGCCAUCACGACCUUAAUGUACCUCAUGACACCAGCUUCUAAACAAGAAAUCACAGCGCCAUCAAUUAUUGAAUGUAUGCAGAGGUUUUCAGGGUCCAGCAGCAAGAGGUUGAGUAACCUAGCCAAUGUCUUUCUCCAGGACUACUGUACCCCAGAGCAACGCCUAAUGGCAGAGUCACCGUCAUUGACCACAGGUUCAGCAGUUGGGAUACCGCUACCACCCGAACCCAAGCAGGAGACAAGAUGAAGAGAUGUCACUGUUGCAACCACAGGUUGAGUUGUAGGGAUACCGCUACCACCCGAACCCAAGCAGGAGACAAGAUGAAGAGAUGUCACUGUCAUCGACCACAGGUUUAGUUGUAGGGAUACCGCUAUCACCUGAACCCAAGCAAGAGACAAGAUGGAGAGAUGUCACUGUUAUCCACCACAGGUCAAGUUGUAGGGAUACCACUACCGCCUGAACCAAAGUAGGAGACAAGAUGUUGAGAUGUCACUAACAUCGACCACAUGUUCAGUUGUUGGGUACCACUACCACCUGAACACAAGCAAAAGCUAUAAAGAUGUCACUCAUCUUGGUGACACAUCGUCUCAAAAACUGUUAUAUCUCCAGCUUCAGAUGAAGAUAUUAAAGACAAUCAAGUGUCCGCUUUCAAUAUGUUGUCUGUGUGGUGUCUAGCGUCAGUUUUCAAAUCAAAGUUAAUUUUGGCGACAAGUAAUGGGCUAGAUGGGAUUGCUUUAAAGAGCCCUGCCAUUGACAAAUCAUGGGGAAAUUGAAUCAAUACAACAUUUGCAAAUGGCCAAUUGACUUGCAUAUUAAUCUGUCCGUCAUGAGCGCCCAUCGGACUAAUGCGAAUUGAAGCACGAAUUUGACCGGACUCGUGAUGGUUAUUUACUUCAGAUCAUUGCAGUUCUAGUUUCCAACAAUCCCAAUUCCUAGAAUCAUAGCAGGUCUCUUGAUUGCUAAACCAAAAUAAAUAACCUCUGUGAAUUUACGUGAUUCAAAGUGAAAACAUGCAGUUUACUUCUGGUUAGUCGGUCUACUAACUAUUGCUCGCCUAUAGACCUCCCAGACAUGCCGGCAUCUAUUACAUAAAACCUCCAGGCAUGCAGCCGAGUGAACAACUUGAAUCCCUUAGAUUAGCCUUGAUCUCCCCAUGAUUUGUCAAUGAAAGGUCGCUCUACGAUCUUGGGAAAACACCUCGACUCUUCUAUUACAUCCCCUUCAGAUCCAUUCUCUAUCACCAUCACCAAGUUCAGCACUUUGCUACCAGCUGAAUACAUUACAGAAUUGAAGUAGGGUAUCUUUAAAAGUUAAGUCAUUUACUCAAGUUUAUAUUCACUUCGUCCACAAGCAUUGUUUAUUGCUGAUUGGUCUAUACUACUUUUAGUCUAAUACACACUCGGUCCAAUACCUCGUUGGUCUAAUUUACACUUUGUCUAUUUAUUAUUUUGUACUUUGUCAAUGAAAAUUUGAUCAUGAGCAGUACAUCAAACAGUGAUUUUAGACCAAGUGAGUAUUAGACAAAAUGGAUGUAGUCCUACAUGUAACUGGAAAUUAGACAAAAUAGUUAAUGCCAUGGGUUAGAUGACUAGAUCAAAUGGUUAGUAAUCAAACUGGUUGAAGACAUAGUCAUGUAGAUUAGAACAUGCUGGAUGAGAACAACGGGAGAGAAAACGGAGCAGGUAUACAUUUAUUUUAGGUACUGUGAUGAACUUGAUGACAUUACAUUUCCAUAAAUAUGAUUCCCUCGGCCCCCAAGUCUUAUCAACAUUCUCCUCAUAUUGAUUCUGUAAUGUAUUGAUACCCAUUCAUGGGUUUUUGUUUUAUGAAAUAAAAUAAUUUCAUUAAAUACAA
This is a messenger RNA of Lytechinus pictus (painted urchin), 2490 nucleotides long. RefSeq names its product armadillo repeat-containing protein 7-like. NCBI's taxonomy places the organism in Eukaryota, Metazoa, Echinodermata, Echinoidea, Temnopleuroida, Toxopneustidae. The transcript has 7 exons. Bases 265 to 882 code for a protein of 205 amino acids. The record is from RefSeq and is a predicted model, not a curated record.